AUGAAAAAAAUGUGGAUGAUGGGGAAUUAGAUACCUCAGAGGAUCCUCUUUCACCAAACCUCAAUUCUUCAACCAAUUUUCAUGGUCCAAUGUCUUUGGAUUCAUUUAUUGAUGAUCUUCUGAAGAAUGCCAGGACGUGUACUCACACACACACUUGUAACCCGCCCGGCCCUGACUCGACCCACACGCACACUUGCUACCAUACUCACACCCAAGUUCUUGCCUCUGAAGAUGAUGAUCACACAACCAGUAAACAGAAUUCCACUUCGAAAUCAAGAAGGCCCUCAGGUAAUAGAGACGCGGUUCGGAAGUAUAGGGAGAAAAAGAAGGCGCACGCGGCUUAUUUAGAGGAGGAAGUUAAUAAAUUGCGCUUGGCGAACCAACAGUUGGCGAGGAAAUUGCGGAGGCAAGCAGUUCUUGAGGCUGAGGUCUUGAGGUUGAGAGGGCUUUUGGUUGAUCUUAGAGGAAAGAUUGAUAGUACAUUGGGUACUUACCCAUUCCAAAAGCAAAGUAACACAACUAGUUUCUUCAAGGAAGCGGAUUGCCAGGUGCAGCCUUCUGCUGCCGGGUUGAUUGGCCUGCAGUGCCAGACCGAUUCCCCGUGCUUCCAUCCACAUAUUGGAUCGUCGUCCCAGAUUAGUACUGGCGGUAUAAGUGGGCCAUGGAAAGUGAACUGUCAGCCUGCCAUAGUCGAUUGUCAAGCUAAUGGAAAUGAGAUUCCAAGUGGCGACGCGCAAGCCAUGGACACAAUGGAAACUUUAGUAUCAUCUGCAACACAAGGAGAGUAAUUAGCGAGAUGGAUUUUCUUUGUAAGUUUCUUGUAUCGUCAGAUAUAUAUAUCCCUGCAUUACUAGAUACUUAAUUAGACAUUGUUGUAUAGUAGCUUUGAUAUAAGAACUCUUUAGUAGAGAGUAAUAGGUUUGAAAUAGUGCUUAAAAAAUGAAAGCCAGUAUACUAUCAACAUAUAGGCCCCUUUUUGUAAUGUGUUUUUGGGUGCACAAAAUAAAACACUACUUGAUGUGGUAUCUCUGUACAUACUUGAUGUGGUAUCUCUGUACAUACUCAAUAAGCCUGCGAAUUGAGGUU
Morus notabilis is the source of this 1086-nucleotide messenger RNA. RefSeq names its product basic leucine zipper 23. The record is from RefSeq and is a predicted model, not a curated record. The annotation marks the transcript as partial. Gene Ontology annotation, molecular function: DNA-binding transcription factor activity, RNA polymerase II-specific; RNA polymerase II cis-regulatory region sequence-specific DNA binding. Gene Ontology annotation, biological process: regulation of transcription by RNA polymerase II; DNA-templated transcription. NCBI's taxonomy places the organism in Eukaryota, Viridiplantae, Streptophyta, Magnoliopsida, Rosales, Moraceae. The transcript has a single exon.